AUGGAGGAGGUCGGCUUUGUCGAUGUGACCAUCGUUCCGUUCAAGUGGCCUAUCGGCCCAUGGGCGAAGGACCCGCACUACAAGGAGCUAGGGUCAUGGGCCCUCGAGAACUCAUUUGAGGGCCUUGAGGCCUGGAGCAUGGCUGCCUUCACCAGGGCUCUUGGAUGGACUCCUGAACAGGUACAAGUCUAUCUUGUCGACGUGCGGAAAGAGUUGAAGGACAAGAGCAUACACCAUUACUGUCCUCUUUGGGUGAUCUUCGGGAAAAGGCCACUGGAGGAAGCCGAGUGA
Molecule: messenger RNA, 291 nt
Organism: Colletotrichum spaethianum
Lineage: Eukaryota; Fungi; Ascomycota; Sordariomycetes; Glomerellales; Glomerellaceae
Product: putative methyltransferase tdiE
Exons: 2
Coding region: 1-291 (96 amino acids)
Source: RefSeq, a predicted model, not a curated record